Botrytis fragariae is the source of this 768-nucleotide messenger RNA. RefSeq names its product putative flavin-binding protein. The record is from RefSeq and is a predicted model, not a curated record. Gene Ontology annotation, molecular function: NADP binding; flavin adenine dinucleotide binding; N,N-dimethylaniline monooxygenase activity. NCBI's taxonomy places the organism in Eukaryota, Fungi, Ascomycota, Leotiomycetes, Helotiales, Sclerotiniaceae. The transcript has 3 exons. The coding region runs from base 1 to 768 and encodes 255 amino acids.
AUGAAGUCAUCAGCACGGAUCUCUAUUCGUGAUACUUAUGGAGAGCAUUCCCAUAUUUACUAUCCCAUCAUCAUCAUUGGAACUGGACCUUCAGGCACAGCCAUGGGCUGUCAGUCAAAAAGCAAGCUUCAUUUUGACCAGUUCAAAAUAUUUGAUGGCCACGAGGAGCCUGGAGGCACAUGGUGGGCGAACACAUAUCCCAGAAUCGUCGCAGAGGUAUCUGAGAUGAUGGACAAGAUCAAUUUGAACACGGAGUUCAAGAGCUUGAGAUGGAAAGAGGAGGAAGAAGAAAAGUGGGAAAUAGAGAUUUGUCAAUUUUCCCCAAAGGCCAAACCCAUAACUCAUAGUCGACUCGAGACAAUCCGGGCCAAAGUCGUUAUUAGUGGUGCCGGCAUUCUUACCAAUCCUGAUGGUUGGCCAGAAACUGUCUCUGGAAGGAACACGUUCAGCGGUGAGAUUUUGCACUCUGCUCGAUGGCCGAGGAAUGACAAUCUUAAAGGAAAAGACGUGGUGCUUAUAAGCUCAGGCUGCACCACCGCUCAGAUUGCACCCUCAAUUCUUCGAACCCAGCUCGAGUUAUUGACGCACAUUAUACGGAAUCCACCGUGGUGUGUUCCUCGUAUUGAAGAACCGGGAGGUAAAGAAGUUUACGCAAAAUUCGCACCUACGAUUCACGGCUCCGUACCGAUUUUGGACUUUCUCGUUCGGUUCAUUAUUUGCUGCAUGUCUGAGUUGCUACGGUACGCUACAUACAAACGAAACAAUUGA